Stomoxys calcitrans (stable fly) is the source of this 542-nucleotide messenger RNA. RefSeq names its product large ribosomal subunit protein eL36 (gene RpL36). The record is from RefSeq and is a predicted model, not a curated record. The transcript has 3 exons. Gene Ontology annotation, molecular function: structural constituent of ribosome. Bases 73 to 420 code for a protein of 115 amino acids. Lineage: Eukaryota; Metazoa; Arthropoda; Insecta; Diptera; Muscidae. Gene Ontology annotation, cellular component: cytosolic large ribosomal subunit; ribosome. Gene Ontology annotation, biological process: cytoplasmic translation.
GGCCUAAAAAUGGCGACCAAACAAAAUGCGCUGUCAAAGCUCUUUCCGCCUUUUGACAAUUGCUAAGGCAAAAUGGCAGUACGCUACGAACUCUGUGUUGGUCUCAACAAGGGUCACAAGACCACCAAAAUAAAGAAUGUUAAAUACACAGGAACCAAGAAAGUCAAAGGCUUGCGUGGUGCUCGUUUGAAGAACAUCCAAACCCGCCACACUAAAUUCAUGCGUGACUUGGUCCGUGAAGUUGUUGGUCAUGCUCCCUAUGAGAAGAGAACUAUGGAAUUGUUGAAGGUAUCUAAGGAUAAGCGUGCUUUGAAAUUCUUGAAACGCCGAUUGGGCACACACAUCCGCGCCAAGAGGAAGCGUGAAGAAUUGUCCAACAUUCUCACUCAAAUGAGAAAGGCUCAAACUCACGCCAAGUAAAUAAAGAACUGGCUGUGAUCUGAGUUCAUCUAUGUUUAGUGUUUACGCUAUUCUGGAUUUUUACUUUGACAGUAGUGGUAAUGAUAAACAAAAAAUUAAUAAAAACAGAAAAUUAAAAUGUA